This is a messenger RNA of Phyllostomus discolor (pale spear-nosed bat), 1320 nucleotides long. RefSeq names its product proline-rich protein 36-like. The record is from RefSeq and is a predicted model, not a curated record. The transcript is spliced from 3 exons. NCBI's taxonomy places the organism in Eukaryota, Metazoa, Chordata, Mammalia, Chiroptera, Phyllostomidae. The coding region runs from base 1 to 1083 and encodes 360 amino acids.
AUGGGGAGGACACACAGGGAGGAACGGGUCAGCUCGCCGGACUCACCUGGUCAUGUUGGCUCCGGGCAGCUGCCACCACCGUCUCCCACGCAGCCACCAGUACUUUACUCCAGCGCCUUUGCGCCCCGCCACGGCCGUACAGCCCGCGCCUGCCCAAGGCACCGCCUCCGGGUGCCCAAUUUAAUCCUGAGGAGCAGCGGCUGCUGCCGGGAGCCCCCUUAUUCGCUGCUGCCUCCCGGCCCUCUCCAAAAAUCCCGAAAUCCAGCAUCCAAAGGAGCGCGUCCCCCCGCCCUCCCUCCACCCCUACUCCUUUCUCCUCGCCUCCGCCUCCUCUUCCCGGGCCGUCCUCCUGGCCCUUUGGAGCCCUCGGCUUCCGCGGCGUUUUCUCCUCCUCUUGCUCCUCCCGCUCGCCCUGUGCUCGCUUCUCGGCUGCCGCUGUGUGUCUCCUCUCCCUCCUCCUGCUGUUCCUCCUCCUCCCGCUCCUCGCUCCUCGAUGCUCCACCGCUCUCGGCCGGGGGGUCCGGGGCAGCGUCUCCUCUCCUCCCUCAGCCUCUCGUUUGCUUCUUCCUGCUGCUGCUUCUUUUAAAGAGGAGUCUUUGGCCACAAAUAGCAACUCGGCUGCCCCCCUCAGCGCCUUCCUCCCCUUCUCUUCUUCCCCCCAAAAGUGAAGCGCAAGCCAGAGAUGCACACCCGGGCGCUUCCUGCUCUGCAUCCUGGCACAUGGCAGGAAAAAAUGCUGGUCGCGCCCCCUUUCAAGCAGUUGUAAUAAUAAAGGAGCGCGCCUUGAUGAGACAGUUUGUGUCCGCCUCAAUUCACCUUGGCAGUCUCAUUCGAGGAUGCUUGUGGGAUCUACUUUGGAGUCAAGAGAGUAAGAAAGAGAGGUAUGGAAUCAAUCUUAAGGUAAUACUCUUGCUUUUCCUCCAUGCAACUUGCUUUUCUGAUCUUGGAAAUGCAGUGAUCCCUGGCUUUUCUGAAGGACACCAUGAAACCAACCGUCUCCCUAGACGAGCACCCAGUUGUUGGGCCACACAAGCGUCAUCCAUAGAAUGCUUUAUCCUCAGAACACACUGUGUGGAUUGUUAGCUAAGAGGAAAAUUUUAACCUUCACUCCUCCUGGGACCUCUAGCAUGUGUACAAAGUUAGAAGGUAGCUGGAAGCCACCAUUGGCAAUUUACUGGCCUACCAAAAUUUUAUUCUAAACUUGGUCAAAAAGGUUAAAUAAAGUAAAGGCAGCACCUCCAGCCACUUUCCUUGCUUAUUCUGUGUUCAGGCCAGUUCAUACACACAUUACUUUUCCAACAGGCUGGAGGAUGUGUUUGA